Rhinichthys klamathensis goyatoka is the source of this 1178-nucleotide messenger RNA. It is a transcript of the gene spx, whose product is annotated as spexin hormone. The record is from RefSeq and is a predicted model, not a curated record. The coding region runs from base 504 to 812 and encodes 102 amino acids. NCBI's taxonomy places the organism in Eukaryota, Metazoa, Chordata, Actinopteri, Cypriniformes, Leuciscidae. The transcript has 5 exons. Gene Ontology annotation, molecular function: neuropeptide hormone activity.
UCUCAUCCAUUAUUCCCUUCAAGAAGAGACAUAAAUUACAAGCAGAGCCCAGCAGAUAUUUAUAUAUAUGGGAAACCCCAUCAGCCGCACACUGUUCAUUCAUAAAAAACGAUUAGCUGGUGUAUUUGAGACGCUUCAUUGCUGAAGGUGUAAACAUAUCAAUACUUUCCGCCCUCUUCUUUUCAUUAGUUACUAUUAAAAGUGCACAUGAAUGAAAUUUUCCCUUCGGCAAAGCUGCAAAGCAUCCUAACUUACAGAUGCGUGUCUUCAAACGCCAUAGCAAUAAUGUAGGUUUAUUAUUUUUAAAGGAAGGGUUAACUAAUGGUUCUGAAAGGUUCGUGGUCCGGCCCCGUCGUGAAUCAAUGGGACUUGACCUAUAGCUGAAGACUAAUUCAUUCAACAUUCCCCCACCCUGAUGAUUAUAAAUAUCAAGGACAGACUUCACAGUCUUCACUCUUGAUCUUUCCUCUGAGACUCAACAGCUGAAGAGGACGUCUGACACUAUGAAAGAUUUAAGGACUCUUGCGGCGUACGCACUUGCGCUGUUACUUCUGGCAACAUUCGUGUCCCAUUCCUGGAGUGCGCCCAAGGGCAGUUUUCAGCGUCGGAAUUGGACACCCCAAGCCAUGUUAUAUUUGAAAGGAACACAGGGGCGGCGCUUUGUGUCAGAAGACAGAAAUGAAGGGGACUUGUAUGACACAAUACGCUUGGAGUCACGCAGCCAAAACACAGAAAACCUGAGCAUGUCUAAAGCGGCUGCAUUUCUGUUAAAUGUUCUCCAGCAAGCCAGAGACCAGGGUGAGCCUUACUGAAACCAGCUAAAAGAGCUCGAACAACUCACUCUUGCAUCUGAAUCAUGUGGAAUGUAAUGUUUUCAAGUUCACCCUCAGCUACGAUGAUGCCUGUGUUUAACUUCUCUGAAGGUUCAUCAUUUAAUGUUCAACACUAUUACAGUAACACUCGAGUAAUGUGGAGUUAUGUUAUGUUUCCAGAUUGUUUGCAUCAUUCCACGUGGACUUGGACUGAUAAUUUAAGUAACACAAGGAAUAGUGCAAAGACUGAUUUUAAGGCAUUUUAAUUUCUUUUUGUUUUAUUUCAGGUGAAAUAAUGGAUUGUUUUUUCAAGACAUAUCAUCUUGGAAAAGAGACUAUUUAUGAUGAUUGAAAUUCUGUACAGAC